GCCGCCUUUCCUCUCCGUCUCUCCCGCUCCCUCUCCGGCGCCUCGCCCAGCUGCAGGCCUGCCCGGGGGUCGCCGUCCGCCUCCUUUGUCUGCAAACGACCAUGAUGUUUGCCUCGGCGGGCCCCAGCCCCGGGCAGACCUGCGGCCUGGUGCUGAUCUUCGCGGUGCUGGUGCAGUCCAUCUGCGUGGCCAUCACCUUCCUCUACUUCACCAACGAGCUCCAGCAGCUCCGUGAGACCUACUCCAAAAGCAGCUUUGCCUGUUUUACUAGAGAAAACUUCUUCCUAGAGGACCUGGAUCCAAGUUAUAAUGAGGACAGCGACCCCUGCUGGCAAGUCAAGUGGCAGCUGUCCAGGCUAAUUAAAAAGAUGAUCUCCAAGAACUACAUGGAAAAAACCGCUGCCACGGCAAAAGGUGACAAACCUCGAAGUCCCACCACAGUGGAAAGAGAAGCAGCUGAGAAUUCUGUGCCCAGAGUGGCGGCUCACUUAACUGCCAACAGGAAGCGCACUUUAGUCUCUCAAAAUUCUUCAUUCAGAAGCAGCAUCGGGACCAAAAUUAACACGUGGGAGACCUCGAGAGGCGCUCAUUCCUUCCUCUACAACGUCGACCUGAGGAACGGGGAACUCAUCAUACCCCAGACGGGCUUCUAUUACAUCUAUUCACAAACCUACUUCCGGUUCCGGGAACCAGACGGCGUGCUCCCUGAUGCCGAGCCUGACUCGGACAGUGUCAGAAACCCUAAGCAGAUGGUCCAAUACAUCUCCAAGUUCACAAACUACCCGGAUCCCAUCUUGCUGAUGAAAAGCGCCAGGACCAGCUGUUGGUCUAAAAAGGCAGGGUAUGGACUGUAUUCCAUCUACCAAGGGGGUGUGUUUCAGCUAAAAGAAAACGACCGGAUUUUUGUCUCCAUCAAUAACGAGGAGCUGGUGGACAUGGAUAACGAGGCGAGUUUCUUUGGUGCUUUCUUGGUCUCGUCUUCUAAAAAGUGGGGGGAGAAUCAACUAUCUUCAGAACUGGAAGAAUCGUAG
This is a messenger RNA of Gekko japonicus, 1031 nucleotides long. RefSeq names its product tumor necrosis factor superfamily member 10 (gene TNFSF10). The record is from RefSeq and is a predicted model, not a curated record. Lineage: Eukaryota; Metazoa; Chordata; Lepidosauria; Squamata; Gekkonidae. Bases 102 to 1031 code for a protein of 309 amino acids. The transcript has 5 exons. Gene Ontology annotation, cellular component: membrane. Gene Ontology annotation, molecular function: CD40 receptor binding; tumor necrosis factor receptor binding. Gene Ontology annotation, biological process: immune response.